GAAGAAGACUGUGCUCCCAUUAUUCCUGCUACUGUUUAUCAUUUGAUCCUGUAAUCUUUUUGUUGCACUUUCUUCCGGAGUUACACGUGUAUUAGCGGUAGUAAACAAAUGGCCUUCAGUCUGCCGGUGUGGCUCGCCGUCCAGGAGGAGCUCCUCGGUCCCGACGGAGAGGACUGUGUGCCUCCGAGCUGUUUCGACGAGUUUGAUGAUGAAUCUUUGUUCAAGAUGUUCCACCUCACCAGACCCUGCGUCGUUUUCCUCACGGAUGCUGUCCGCAUCCGCAUGAAGGCCGUCGCUACGAAGAAAACCCCGCUGUCCGUGGACGCGAUGGUCAUGGUGGCGCUCAAUUAUUACGCACACGGAGUUUCCUGCGCCGACGUCCUGCAGAGGGUCGGCCAGAGCCAGACCGACUGCCUCGCCAUCAUCUCCACAGUCUCCAGCGUCCUCGCAGGGAUGUCCGAUCAGUUUAUCUCCUUCCCAGAAAUCCGGGAAGCCAGAGCCAACGUCGCAUCCAAGAUUGAGAAGUUCUGCGGGAUCCCCAAGGUGCUGGGCGUCGUUGCUCCUGCUCACUUCAAGAUCAGAGCCUCUCCCUAUGAGAAGGACACCUUCAGGUCUUUUGUCAACUCCCUGGGGUACACAUCGGUGGUGAGCCAGAUCAUGUGUGACUUCGAUGGCAACAUACUGAAUGUCGAAAAAUGUUGUGUGGGCAGCACGUUUGAGCAGGAAAUGUGGGAAUCAUCGUUCAAAGGAAGGGAGAUGGAGGAGGAGCUGCAUGGAGCAUACUGGGUUAUUGGCGGGAAAGGCUACCUAUUAAGCAAACAUGUCUUGACUCCUGUGUCAGAACCUGCAAAUGACAAAGAGUCCCGCUUCAACGAGGCCCACACGAAGAUCUACAACGUCAUGCGGACAAUGCUCGGCUCCUUGAAGAGGCGUUUUAGGUGUCUGAUGCAACUCGGUUUCGCACAAGAAGGAUCUUUGGACAAGAAGUCAAACAUUAUCAAGACGUGCUGUGUGCUGCACAACAUCGCUAAGAAGUUCUCCGUCCCUCCUCCGCCUGUAGCUGGUAAAAUCGAGCCCCUGCAUCCAGGCAAGCAGCGGUCAGUGCCAGUAGAGAUCAACCUCGAGGCCAUAAACGCCAGACGGGAACUUAUAAACUCUAAGUUCUCUACUGUCUCCAGUAGACGGGACCCACCGAGUAAAGAGAAGGAUGUGUGAGCAGAGUGGGUGUGUUGUCUGCUCUAAGAAGCAAAUGAUCAUUGACAUACAUUAAGAACAAACACUAGAAUCACAACCCAGUGUAUAAAGCAACAUUUAUACACAGUUUGUUACUGUUCUGGGUCCGUUCGAUACGAGUAUGUAAAUACGACAUAGUGCUGGGUUUUUAUCCAACUUGAAAAAACACACUCAGGUACUUUUGUAAAUAAAAAUAUUUUAUUUCUUGUACAAAUAAAAGAUCAUUAUUUUCUACAUCUAUU
This is a messenger RNA of Centropristis striata (black sea bass), 1475 nucleotides long. Its product is annotated as putative nuclease HARBI1. The coding region runs from base 109 to 1215 and encodes 368 amino acids. The transcript has 2 exons. The record is from RefSeq and is a predicted model, not a curated record. NCBI's taxonomy places the organism in Eukaryota, Metazoa, Chordata, Actinopteri, Perciformes, Serranidae.